AUGUACUACCGAAACGCGGAGAGUUCCGGUAAGGCUGACACGAUUAUCAAGGUUGCCCAACCCAGACGAGAGAGCGUCUGCAGCAAGAAGGCUGGAAGAUAGUCAGCAAAGAAGGCUGAAGAUGUUCAGCAAGAGGCUGAAAGAUAGUUCAGCAAGGUAGAGGACGAAAUACUCGCUCUACAUGAUGAAGCUAUGACAGGACCGCCUGUAACGGCUAAAGAGUUAGCCAGGAAGAUAGCUAAAGAUUCUGCGCUGCAAAAGUCAGACUUUACGUGCAAGGUAGAAAACCGUGGCCAGAGAGGGGUCCGGAAGAAAAAGGGCUGAUCCUCACUGAAGAGUUCAGGAUUCGAGCCAAAACCUUGAUGAAAGGUUCGUUAACCUUGCACGAAAGUCGUAUAUACAAAGAUACGAAGGUCAUUAUUGAGUGCACGCAGAAGAGUACACCUUACGUGCAAGAUAGAAGAAGCCGUGGCCAAAGAAGUGGCCGGCAGAAGCGCUAAAACCUCACUGGAGAGUAAAGGAGUAGCGCUGAAAGCUUACUGGAGAGUAAUGAUUCAUAACCUUGCACGAAGGUCGUAUAAUGGAAAGAAUGAAAGUUGUUAGUCCACAUACCUUGAGAAAGGAUAAUAAUGGAAUUACACAGUACACAUGCAGAGAAGUGAGAAUGAAAGGUCUUGCUAGAAUAUAUAUAUGGGUUCCCGAAAGUGUUGAAAGAAUAGAACGGGAAGCUAAAGUUAUACACCAGGUGCUGAAACUGGAAGAGAAGAAACCAGGAAAUCCAUUAAUGUGGAACAUACCGGAGUCACCGUGGCAAAGGAUUCACAUAGAAUACUGUAAACCAACGGUAGACUAUAGGCGAAUAGUAGCGAAAACGGUGGACGGAAGCAUCCGAUAUAUUGUUAUUUUUGUUAAAUAUCGGAUUAUCAGUUUCCGGAAACCGGAAGGGAAACAGAUAGAGGCAAAGUAAAGACAAGUAAAAACGAAAAGUUUUGGCCUAAUAAAAGGGAAGGAGAACAUACCGGACAGAAAUAACACACCUCCAGUUCAUAAAAGGGAGUGGCGACUGACCCAGACAAACAGAAAAUAAGAAAUGCAAAAUAAUCAGGGGUCAUCACGGAAGCGGGAAAACAGAUAAAUCAGCACGAGUUGAUAACGUGGAUAAAAGAAGGUAUAAAAGCCGUCUAAUAUCGUAAAGGGUACAACAAGCCACGAAAACCGCAGCCGCGAAUAUGGCGUCGACGUCCCGAAUCCCGAAGAAGAAGAAGCUAGUCAGCGAGGACGGUCCAUCGGUCAAGCGCCACAAGAGGACUGACGGACGGAAACAGGAAGAGAUACCUUUUAUCCCUGUUUUCGUUCGUCUACAUCGUCUUCAAGAGACCAUGAACCGCCUCAGCGACCAAAUUAAGGUAAUUAAAUAAUAAGAAUAUGAACUUCUCUAAGAAGGAAGGAGUGUUGUGUAUAUAGAAUAAAAGAUAACGUGGGAGAUAAAACCACUAUAUAAAGAGCGGUCUCACAGGCUCUGAACAAUCGCCUCACCGCUGCACCGGAGUCGGACGAUGACAUGCCGGAGCACGACAGUACCCCGCCCUCGGCCGUUGCCUCUACUACUUGA
This is a messenger RNA of Caenorhabditis auriculariae, 1612 nucleotides long. The record is from the annotation of a GenBank genome assembly. Lineage: Eukaryota; Metazoa; Nematoda; Chromadorea; Rhabditida; Rhabditidae.